Messenger RNA from Dendrobium catenatum, 368 nucleotides. RefSeq lists its product as uncharacterized. NCBI's taxonomy places the organism in Eukaryota, Viridiplantae, Streptophyta, Magnoliopsida, Asparagales, Orchidaceae. Gene Ontology annotation, molecular function: protein-disulfide reductase activity. The record is from RefSeq and is a predicted model, not a curated record.
UUCCAAGUUUUCAAAUUCGUGCGGUAAAUUCAGAGUCCAAGUUGAAAGAAAUGACACAGUCAAAGGACGAAGGGUUAUCCAACACUUGGAAAAUUAAAAUGCUUUACGAUGGAGAAUGCCCACUUUGUAUGCGUGAGGUCAACAUGCUCAGAGAACGAAACCAAGCUUAUGGAACAAUAAAAUUUGUGGACAUAAGUUCAGAUGAUUACUUGCCUGAGGAAAAUCAAGGCCUUGACUACAAAACUGUUAUGGGGAAAAUACAUGCAAUUCAAUCUGAUGGAACUAUCCACACAAAUGUUGAAGCCUUCAGAAGGCUUUAUGAGGAAGUUGGCCUUGGAUGGGUCUAUGCUAUUACAAAAUAUAAGCCG